AUGCAUAUUGCAAUCCUCACUUUCGACGGCUACAACGAGCUCGACUCACUGAUCGCCCUCGGCAUCCUCAAUCGGCUCUACCGAGAUGACCUUCGGGUUUCUAUCGCCUGUCCUACGCCCAAGGUCCGCUCGAUGAACGGCGUCGUUAUCGAGGCCAUGGCUACGCUUCAGGACGCCUGCGCUGCCGAUGCUGUCAUCAUCGGCAGUGGCGCUAAAACUCGUGAAGUCGUUGAGGAUCCUGAGAUUAUGGGUGUGCUGCGGGGCCUUGAUCCGAAACGCCAGCUCAUUGCCGCCCAGUGCUCCGGUACACUGGUGGCAGCUAAGCUCGGGCUGCUUAACGGCGUUCCAGCUUGCACCGACGACAUUAGCAAGCCGUGGGUUGUUGCUGCUGGCGUUAACGUCGUUAAUAGACCUUUUUGCGCCAGUGGUAAUGUUGCUACCGCCGGUGGCUGCCUCGCCUCCCACUACUUGGCCACCUGGCUUAUUCGCCGGCUGUUUAACACCGAGGCCGCCGAGGCUGCCUUGCGCUACGUCGUCCCGGUAGGAGAGCAGGAGGAGUAUAUUGAAAGAGCUAUAUAUAACACCCAGUAG
Messenger RNA from Trichoderma virens Gv29-8, 591 nucleotides. RefSeq lists its product as uncharacterized. Bases 1 to 591 code for a protein of 196 amino acids. The record is from RefSeq and is a predicted model, not a curated record. NCBI's taxonomy places the organism in Eukaryota, Fungi, Ascomycota, Sordariomycetes, Hypocreales, Hypocreaceae. The transcript has a single exon.